Asparagus officinalis (garden asparagus) is the source of this 1688-nucleotide messenger RNA. RefSeq names its product dolichyl-diphosphooligosaccharide--protein glycosyltransferase 48 kDa subunit-like. Bases 81 to 1415 code for a protein of 444 amino acids. NCBI's taxonomy places the organism in Eukaryota, Viridiplantae, Streptophyta, Magnoliopsida, Asparagales, Asparagaceae. The record is from RefSeq and is a predicted model, not a curated record. Gene Ontology annotation, cellular component: oligosaccharyltransferase complex; endoplasmic reticulum membrane. The transcript has 13 exons.
GACGCCGAUCUGGUCACGUGAACAGCGCGUGACCGUGCGCAUCCUCGGUCUCUAAAUCUCAACGUCUCCUUCGUCCUCGGAUGCUCGACUCCCAAAAAACCCUAGCGAUGGCGAAACUCUUCGCUCUCGUCUCCCUCCUCCCUCUCCUCCCUCUGUUAUGCUCUUCGUUCAGCGCCGACGGACCGACCGAUCGCCGCAUCCUCGUCCUCGUCGACGACCUCGCGCUCCGAUCAUCCCACUCGGUCUUCUUCGACUCCCUCAGAUCCCGAGGUUUCGAUCUCGAUUUCAAGCUCGCCGACGAUCCCAACCUCGCUCUGCAGCGCUACGGCCAGUACUUAUACGAUGGACUCGUCCUCUUCGCCCCUUCAGUCGCUCGGUUUGGAGGGACGGUGGAUCAGGCGGCGGUUCUCGAUUUCGUGGAUGCGGGUCGGGAUCUGAUCCUGGCGGCGGAUCCGUCGGCGUCGGAGUUGGUUAAGGGGAUCGCGGCCGAGUGCGGGGCUGAUUUUGAUGAGGAUUCGGAUGCGAUGGUGAUCGAUCACGUUGGGCACGCGGCGUCGGAGGUGGAAGGGGACCAUACGUUGAUUGCAAGUGAUGAUUUUGUUGAGUCUGAUGUGAUGUUGGGAGAGAAAAAGAUCAAGGCUCCUGUACUCUUCAGAGGAAUUGGUCACUCACUGAAUCCUGCUAAUAGCCUGGUCUUGAAAGUUUUAUCUGCCUCUCCUUCAGCAUAUUCGGCUAACCCAAAGACGAAGCUUUCGGUUCCUCCCUCUCUCACAGGCUCUGCAAUAUCAUUGGUCUCUGUUGUGCAGGCAAGGAAUAAUGCUCGCGUUCUAAUUUCCGGAUCACUGGACCUAUUUAGCAAUCGAUUCUUAAGAUCUGGUGUGCAGAAGGUUGGAAGCUCGAUUAAACAUGAGAAGUCUGGUAACGAGCAAUUUGUGAUUGAGAUUAGUAAAUGGAUCUUCCAUGAAAGGGGUCAUCUUAAGGCUGUAAAUGUCAAACAUCACAUAGCUGGAGAAACAAGCGAGCCUGCAAUGUAUCGAAUCAAUGAUGAUCUGGAAUACUCCGUGGAGAUCUAUGAAUGGUCUGGAGCAGCCUGGAAACCAUAUGUAGCAGAUGAUGUUCAAGUUCAGUUUUACAUGAUGAGUCCUUAUGUGCUGAAAACAUUGUCCAAUGACGAGAAGGGUCUUUACUCAGCGUCAUUCAAGGUUCCCGAUGUUUAUGGUGUUUUCCAGUUCAAGGUGGAGUACCAAAGGCUUGGAUAUACAAGCCUUUCACUUGCAAAGCAGAUUCCCGUGAGACCUUUCAGACACAAUGAGUAUGAGAGAUUUAUUACAACAGCCUACCCAUACUAUGGCGCAUCAUUUUCAACUAUGGCUGGGUUUUUCAUAUUCACAAUUGCCUAUCUUUAUCACAAAUAGAUUAUUCUUGAGUAGGGGUGAUCACCCUUGUCAACAUUAUUCGAGCAUGAGAUACAAGCAUAAUUCUUGAAGCAUGAGAUGGAAGGGACAUACUUCGUUGAGGCAGAUCAUAGCAGAACACAACAAUAUUAUUGAGCAGAAACUGCAAUGUUAUUAGGCGGAAGCAGAACAAAUAGUGAGUUGACUAAGUCACAGGCAAUGUGUAAUUCACUACUUAAAAAAAAAGUUUUGAUGGCUUCUGAUUUAUAAAAGAACUAAAUUAUUUACUUCGCA